Molecule: messenger RNA, 5498 nt
Organism: Danio rerio (zebrafish)
Lineage: Eukaryota; Metazoa; Chordata; Actinopteri; Cypriniformes; Danionidae
Source: RefSeq, a predicted model, not a curated record
GAGGUGUGUGCGUUGGAAAAUGAACAUCAGUGAAUGAAAAAAGCGCUCUGGAAGUCACUCAUUGCCCACAGAAACGGUGCCGGUUAUGUAACUCUAUUUCAUGUGUAAGGCAAGGAAGGCAAAUAAGCGCUCUCGGUGCUUCUCGUCGCUGGAGGUUCCUAGCAACUUUUCCGUUGAAGUCGGUUUCUCAUCGCUGCCUCUGAUUAGAUUCUCCUGUUUCCAUCACUGUCUACAGGAAGAAAGAAAGUUCAAUGCCAAUGUACUUUAGCACUUUUGGCUGCAACUCAGGAGUCACGAUAUCUUGAUGAUAUAUGCUCGUUUUUGGUAUUUAAACGCUGGCCAGCCAUCCGGACAUAACCUCAGCAUCUUAUCGGCUGCCAAUCAUCAGUAGGCCAGCACCGGCGGCCAGCCAUCAGAGAUUUGUGAGUAGUGGCUAACCACUAGCAUUAGGUGGUUAGCGUGCGGCGUCUAUUAGCAUUUCUGUGGGUGUUUAGAGUGGAGAAGACGCGAAUGGGACACGCCAGCCUUCGCAGACAGCCUGAAUGGGAGAAGGAGUGAGCAUGGACAACCUUUCGGAGUUUGGAGGCCUUUGUCCGUCCAGCCGGAGGGAAUGGGACACAAGCAGUUGUGUGGAUGAUUUAAUGGACGAAGAUGAGAAGGACAGAGCAAAAAGGGCGUCCCGGAACAAAUCGGAGAAGAAGAGGCGAGACCAGUUCAAUGUUCUCAUUAAGGAGCUGUGUACAAUGCUGCAGGGUCAAGGUCACCCCCGCAAGAUGGACAAAUCCACCAUCCUGCAGAGGACCAUCGACUUCCUGCAAAAACAGAAAGAGAUCACGGCACAAACAGAGUCUUGUGAGGUCCGGCAGGACUGGAAGCCUUCUUUCCUCAGCAACGAGGAGUUCACCCAGUUAAUGCUGGAGGCGUUGGAUGGUUUUCUAAUAGCUCUUACCACAGAUGGGAACAUCAUAUAUGUAUCUGACAGCGUCUCGUCUCUCAUUGGCCAUCUGCCGUCAGAUAUGGUGGACCAGAACAUCCUGAACUUCCUGCCAGAGCGAGAGCACGCAGAUGUGUAUAAACUCCUGUCUUCACACAUGCUUCUGACUGAGUCUUCUACUGUAGACCUGCUCAACAGCAAUGAGACACACGUCGAGUUCUGCUGUCAUAUAGCGAGGGGAAACAUUGACCCGAAAGAACCGCCUACGUACGAAUAUGUCAAAUUUGUUGGAGAUUUCAAGUUUCAUAAUAAUGUGCCUCUGUCUUCAUGUAAUGGUUAUGAUCUGGCGUUUCCUCGCACGCUGCAGUCCUCAAUAGAGGAGCAGGUCUGCCUCGUGGCCACAGUCAGACUCGCAACCCCUCAGUUCCUCAAGGAUCUUUGCAACGUGGAGGAUGUGUGUGAUGAAUUCACAUCAAGACACAGUCUGGAAUGGAAAUUUCUCUUCUUAGAUCACAGGGCCUCUCCUAUCAUCGGGUACCUGCCGUUUGAGGUUUUGGGGACCUCGGGUUAUGAUUACUACCAUGUGGACGACCUGGAGCUGAUUGCUCAAUGUCAUAAACAAUUGAUGCAGUGUGGGAAAGGAAAGUCUUGUUACUAUCGGUUCCUGACUAAAGGACAGCAGUGGAUCUGGCUGCAGACGCACUAUUACAUCACGUACCACCAGUGGAACUCCAAACCUGAGUUCAUCGUCUGCACACACAGCGUGGUCAGUUAUGCUGAAGUUCGAGCGGAGAGAAGGAGAGAGUUUGGAUUGGAGGAGAGCUCAUCUGAUAUGGCCACAUCCUCAAUCAAAGGCCAGGAGGUGUUUUUGGACAUGUGUCCUCCUCUGGAAGCUACACGGGACAGAAUCAACAGCGCUCGAUCAGUGUCAUCACAGAGCUCCAGAAAAUCAUCACACACAGCGCUCUCCGACUCCGCAUCGAACUCCUCAGUGAGAUACACAGAAGCAUGUACGUCAUCCCGGCAGUCUGCUUCCAUCGGCCCUGAGAAGAGCUCCAACAGAAUGACACACACUGGAACAAAGACCCUGAUUCAGAGACAGAGCUCUUCAGAGCCCCCGUCACUCUCUCCGUCCUGCAGUCAGCAUUCAGCCAUGACUCAGUCCCUGUACAGCUUCCAGCAGCCUCAGUUAGGUGUCAUGCAUCAGCUAAAGGAGCAGCUGGAGGAGCGAACGCGGAUCCUACAGGCCGACAUCAAAACACAACAGCAAGAGCUGCACGACAUUAAAGAGAAGCUGCAGCUCGCCAACCUACAGAUGUUACUCCAGCAGCCGAUACAGGGAGAGUUUGCUGGUUCUGGUCCACAGCAGCAGGGUCCAGGCAGGCCGGCUCAACAAAACACACACCCUAAACCUCAACACUGUGUUUCACAUUCAUCACACACACUACAACCCAACAGCUCAUCCACUCAGGGGCAGCAGAGGCUGGUUCAGGCUGGACACAUGCAGGCCGUCAGUGUUCCAAUGCAGACACACACCAGUCUGACCACACCCUUCUACAGCAACCCCAUGAUGUUCUCCCCCAACCACGGACACCGAAGCCAACAUGACACACACUGCCAAAGAAACACACACGCCGACUACAGCCAGGACGGACAGCUACGGAUGCUGCUAAACCAGCCAAUGCAAACACUUGUACAAGACAGCAAUGGGGGGCCCCAGUCUUCCCAAUGCACCUCAACUAUUCAACAAACCAAAUAUCCUCUGGAGCAGCAGAUGAUGGCUCCUUCCUUCCCUGUGCAGCAGGUGAACUGUAACGCUGUGCUAGUCCCCUCCCCCGUCUUCACCUCACCAAUCAUGAUCCCCCAUAAUAGUUUCAUCACCCAUCAGACCACCCCCACCUACACGACUCACCCGCCGGUUGCCCCACACAGCUUACCACUACAGCAGCCUCAGCAGUUCUUUCAGAUGCAGCCUCAGGGUCUGAUUCACGGCACUCCCACUCAGGCCUUAUUCCACACCCCUAGUGUUCCACAGCAAAGCACUGUGGGAUACGUACAGCCACAACAGCAGCAGCAGCAACAGCAGCAUCAUCAUCACUCCCAGUCUGGCAACCUGUCGGACUACAGAAACAUGCUCCCUCGGUAGCCCCGCACCACGGGACAAGCCAAGAGGCUGCUGGGAAAGCGCGUUGAGCGAUUAGCUCUGAAAGGUAUGAUGGGAAGGGACUCUCUCGGCUCAGGGGAAGGCUCAUUCCCGAGCCAAACCAAAUCGAGAAAGCCAAAGUCCCUCAAAUUCCCAUGACAGCAUAUGAUGGUGAUAACGCCACGAGGCUCAAGGGCUCGGCCUGGCCCAGACUGCACGCAGAGGAUGCUGGGAUAUGUAGGAAGAGCCCACGGGGCGUGACCCAGGGGCGAGACGGGGGUCACAGCAGUCGAGCACAUGCUCCGAUCGAUUGAUAAAGGACAGAAAGCCAUGGAGGCUUGUAAUGUUACAGCUGGUUGACGUUAUCUAGACUUUUCAAUAGACAAAUCUAUGAAUCAAGUAAUGCCUUGACAGAGCGUAAACUCGCUGCACGUGCUGUCACAUGUUCUGUUCUCACACUCGUUCUACAAAAGAAAACGCCCACAAACAAAUCAACUGCUUUCAUUCAUCAUAUUUCAUGUGCUGAAGGGAAGAGCUAGGCACAGUUCAGCGAAGACCCAAAUCUAUUUCAAAAACACAUCAAUUUGGCGUCCUGUUAACGUGCGUACCAGGUUCAGUCCCCUCCUGUUGUUACGUUAACAGAAAGAAACUUGAAUCACAUUGUACGUUUCAAAUGUAAACGAUUUAAAAGUUGGCACUAGGGCAAAAUUUCCUGCUGUUGAGUUCGACUCAAACCCUGUUACUCUUUGUUUCUGGAUUCACUGUACUGUAUAUAUAGUUCCUCCACAAAAUGAGUUCUGAAUGACCAGAUUUCAGUAGCUGUAUUUCAAUUUUGGUGUCUAAACCAGGAAACUCCUCAGGAGAAGGUUUUCGAAUGGUUUUGAUUUUUUUUCAGACGUGCAUGUGGUCCGCAUGUCAAUUUGAUGUCAUGUCAGCACGAUGGAUGUGCUGUAAUGUUGAGUUUCAGUAUUACACAGGGUUGAAGCUCUGUCUAAUUCAUGCUUCAGAGAAGAGGACUUUGCGAUUGUUGUACGGUGAUGGGUUGAAGCGCUGCUGCAGUGUAACUGUGCACAGAUGAAGAUAAAAUUAUAGAACGGCUCGAAUGACUGAAGGCAAUCAUGAUGUCUGGUAUGUGAAAAGGAAAAGGUUUUGAUCUGCCUGUGUCGUUUGGACUGUGUUCCACAAAUAUAAGUCAAAUAUUAGCAAUUGUUUUUCCAUUUUAUUUUAUUUAAAAAAUCUAUUUAAUCUUUAGGGAGUUGACACAUUAGUGUCAGGCAAAGGGCGAAACUUGAUAUUCUGGAAUGUUGUGAACACUCAGACAAAAACAAACAGAAAUAUAUAUAUAUAUAUGACAAUCAUAAUUCAUUUCUUCUUUGCUGCGCUUUCCUCUGUCCUGUCAUGCGUUGCACAUCUAAAGACUGGUGCUGAUUAUUUUAUUUUUUUAAAACUUAGAAAAUUCUGUUCAAGAGAGUCUAAGAUCAUGUGCCCUUCUGCAUGUUGUGCAAUGCGAAUCAAAAAAACAGAAUGUGUGUAAUUUAUAUUUAUAUACGAGAUUUUUUGGUUUCUAGUCAUGUUAGCUUUCUUGUGUUCACAAGAAAAACUUCAUAUUAGUAAAAGCCAGUGUGCUGCUUGAAUGAAAACGGAAAGUAUUUUUGUAUGAAAUAUCCUUGACAUUCCUUCAGUCACUGAAGUGUGAAAGUCCCAGACGCGCUCAGGUGUGACGUCUUGGCGCAGACGUCUGGAGUUUGCUAAUCUUUUGAUCAAAUCAGAUGUCUAUUGCUGAUCAAACUACACUCAAAGGAAGCACUCCAGAGAUUACUUUAUACACCUUCUAAUAUCAAAUUUCCCAUUACUGAGAGCUGAUUGACGUCCUCAUUUGAACUGUUUCUCAAAGGUUUAUGAACGACGUAACUGCUUCUUCUCAGCGUUUAGUUCUGCCUCCCCUGAGUGCACUAGAGAAGAUGAGGAAGAUGUUUAGUGGGUUUGUGUUUUAGAUGCUGGUUAGACACAAACAGCACAGAUUAUGACGUGCCAGUGCCUCUUGUUUAAUCACCUGCUGUUCUGAGAUUAGCAUUGGCUAACAAAAAAUGCUUUUUAUUGCUAUAGACAUAAGAGAAACUAUUAUUUUUGAGUCAGAUUUAACUUUUUAUUUUUUCAGGGGAGCAUUUUGGCUGGUUACUAGAUGGUCAUUAUCUGGUAACAUCUAGAAUCAGUUACCAGUGUAGUCUAUAGAAAUUUGAUAGAUGGAAUUAUAUGCAAAUGAUAUACUUGAUAUACAAGUUCAUAUUUGGAUUUCAUAUGAUACAUAUAUUAAUAUGUCAAAUAUAUGUAGGAAACAUAUAUUUCGAAAUAUUGCAAAAAUGGCCAUUUAAUUUUUUUUCCAGUCUUUGGAAUUUGAAAUAUGUAAAUAUAUUGCUAAUA